GCAAUCCUUCGAGGAUAUAUUCACAACUACUUACCCCUCCCAUCCCGCAUUCUGAACUAAAAUAUCUCCGAUGGAAGCCACUUCAAAAUCAAGCGACCUCGACAUCGCCCUCUUCCGGGGAUGGAAGCAAAAUGGCGUCUACGUAUGGUCUCCAUUCGUCACUAAACUCGAGCUCCGCCUCCGUCUCGCAGGCAUAAGAUACACCACAGAAGCAGGCAACCCGCGAACAGCACCAACUGGAAAGAUCCCCUACAUCUCAAUCGCAUCCAAAACCGAGCCUUCUUCGCCCCCGCUCACAAUCGGCGACUCGUCCCUCAUCGCCCAACAUUUUGUCACCGCCGGCCUCAUGCAAGACCUGAACGCGAACUUGAGUGGAACCGAGAAAGCGGUGGAUCUCGCAAUGCAGGCUUUGUUCGAGGAUAAGUUGUAUUUUUUCAACAUGCGGGAACGUUGGAUUGAUAAUUUCUACGUGCAGAGGGACCAGGUGCUUGAAGAUGCGCCGUGGCUGGUGCGGUGGCUUGUGGGGGGGAUGAUUUAUCGGAGUCACGUGAAGACGCUUCAUGGGCAGGGCACGGGACGGUUCUCAGCGGCGGAGGCGAGGGGGUUCAGUCGCGAGAUUUGGGCGAGUUUGAAUGGGAUGUUGGGGGAGAGUAGGAAGAAGAAGCCGUCUUCGGAGGGGAAAGAAUGUUUCUGGUGUUUGGGUGGGGAGGGGCCGACGAGUUGUGAUGCGGCGGUGUUCGGGUUUGUUAGUUCGGCGUUGGUUGCGGAGAGUUCUCCGGAGUCAAGGCUACUAGUCAAGUCUUUGGACGCGGUGACGGACUACGCCAAUAGGAUUCACGAGAAGUAUUUCCCGGAUUAUGAAAAAUGGACUUGAAGGCAGCUUCUUUGUGGUGUUGACUGUUGAGAGACUGCGGGUUUGGAGAAAUCUUUAACUGCCGUCGAAUGACAUGUGAGAUGCAUGGACUUUGUGUAACCGGAACAUCUCACCAGAGUCCGUUAAGCUAUUGAUUCCCCGAGGCUAUGUUCAGUCACUUGACCAGUUACCAACUGGUACCGAGCUGGCGGAAACGAGGAUGGGUGGACAAGUUCCAGGAGAGGAGCCCCAUCGCAUUUAUCGUCGCGCUUUUUCAUCCAAUAUCUCGCACGAGCACCACAAGGUCUGCCCCGUUAUUUUUGAUAAUCGUGGACAUGCCCAAAGCUCAAGGCCCCAAGGAGGAUAGUAGC
Hyaloscypha bicolor E is the source of this 1224-nucleotide messenger RNA. RefSeq lists its product as uncharacterized. The record is from RefSeq and is a predicted model, not a curated record. Bases 71 to 874 code for a protein of 267 amino acids. NCBI's taxonomy places the organism in Eukaryota, Fungi, Ascomycota, Leotiomycetes, Helotiales, Hyaloscyphaceae. The transcript has 2 exons.